GUAGACCGCUCCAGGAUUUAGGCCCUGUGAGAAAUCUCCAUGCACAAACAAGGACUGGAUCUCAACAGCUUAUGGUAACAGAAUUCAAUUUGCAAGUGUUUUAUUAAACUGCUCUUCCUUUCCAGCUCAUUUGCACAGUAGGAUAUCAGGGAAAAUCUUGUGACCCUGAAGAGUAACAACCGUGAAGGUUUUCUUUCGAAAUGUGGAUGUUUCAAGCACUGAAUAUGGGACCUGCCAUAACAUUUCUGCUGCUGAUUUGGAUGCCAUUGUUUACUGUGUCCCAUCAAGCAGAAUUGGAGCUUGCUACAAACUAUUUAAAGCGGUAUGGCUAUUUGUCUACAUCACUUCUUCCUUCUCAAGAGCAAGAAUCACAGUUGGAGUUAAUAACUGAGGCACUGAGAAUAUUCCAGAAUGUGACAGACCUACCAGUCACAGGGAGCUUGGACAACGCCACGCUAGCCAUGAUGAAAAAGCCACGUUGUGGUGUUCAGGACCCUUUUAACAACAACUUUAAAUAUCGAAUUCUAGGUUAUUGGCGUAAGAAGAAGCUGACUUACCGUGUUUAUAACUACGCCCCUGGAUUGGGAAUGGCUCAAACACGGGCGGCCAUAAAAGCAGCGUUCAGGUACUGGAGUGAUGUUGCACCUCUUCAGUUCUAUGAGGUCACUGAAGGAAAUGCUGACAUCAGAAUGUCCUUCCACAAGAGAGACAAUAUCUGUCCUGUGCCAUUUGAUGGACCAGGAGCUGUUUUGGCUCAUGCUGAAAGUCCAGAAUCUGGCAUAGUGCACUUUGAUGCAGAGGAACUAUGGACUGAGGGCCGAAGCUACGGAGCAAAUCUGCGAAUAGUAGCAACUCAUGAGAUAGGUCACGCUCUGGGUUUAGACCACUCACAGUAUUCCAGUGCUGUCAUGGGCCCUGUGUAUACUGGAUACCAUGACGACUUUAAGCUCCACCCUGAUGAUAUUCACGGGAUCCAGGCACUGUAUGGAAAACCAGUGGAACAACCUGAAAUUAGCUCCACCUCACCUCCCCCUGAUCCUUGCAAUGCCUCAUUGGAUGCUAUAAUGUUGGGGCCGUUCCACAAGACGUUUGCAUUCAGCAGAGAGUAUGUAUGGACAAUAUCAGAUGAGGGCUAUAACACACCAAUACGUAUUAGCAUCCUGUGGAAAGAACUGCCUGGUUAUUUAAAUGCUGCUGUGCAUUCACAAAGAACCAACAAGUCCUAUUUCCUUAAAGGUGAUAAAGUGUGGAGGUAUUCCGGCUUUAAGUUGGACCAUGGUUAUCCCAAACUGCUUGCUAUCCCUCCAAACAUCGAGGCAGCCUUUUACUCCCAUAGCAGUAAAAAACUCAUUUUUAUCAAGGGUUCGGACUACUGGCAGUGGGAUGAACUGGGCUCCCGUGAUGAACUACAACAAUUUCCUAAACCCAUCUCCAAUCUCAUCCAAGGGCUGCCAUCCAAUCCAGAUGCAGCAUUUACCUGGAAUAAUGGUCACAUUUACGUUAUUAAAGGAGACCAGUACUGGCGUGUGAACCCCAGAGGAAUUAUCGAGAAGGCUUACCCACUAAGCAUGAGAGAGCGCUGGAUGCAGUGCUACCACUAACUCACACACAACAAAACAGUCAUGAUUUAACCUACACUUAGCAUUAAGCCCUUUGAGUCGGAGAUUUAGAACAUGAAAUACAUAUACAAUAUUAUGUUAUAUUAUAAUAGGAAAAUAUACUAAGAAUUUCUGUGCUGAAUUUACUUACUAUGUCCAUUUAUCCAGAGCCUUCCUCUACUAAUGCAAGCACAAAUCUUAGACACAGGAUUUCUGUGUUGGAACGAGUGUAGGUCUCAUUCUGUUUAAAAAUGAUAAUUAUAACACAUCCUGUUUUGAAUUCCACCUUUAUCAAUUGUUUGUACUUGCAGAGCAAAAAUGCUUACCAGUGAUAGACAUAAUCAAGCUCAGUUGUUUUUAAUAUACACAAAAGGCCACCAGUGACUGUGAAUCUCACAAGUGCUAUAAAAUUUUAGUUAAUGAUGCAC
Silurus meridionalis is the source of this 2026-nucleotide messenger RNA. Its product is annotated as matrix metalloproteinase-19-like. Lineage: Eukaryota; Metazoa; Chordata; Actinopteri; Siluriformes; Siluridae. Gene Ontology annotation, biological process: extracellular matrix organization; proteolysis; collagen catabolic process. Gene Ontology annotation, molecular function: metalloendopeptidase activity; zinc ion binding. The record is from RefSeq and is a predicted model, not a curated record. Gene Ontology annotation, cellular component: extracellular matrix.